This is a messenger RNA of Telopea speciosissima, 785 nucleotides long. Its product is annotated as probable histone H2A variant 3. The transcript is spliced from 3 exons. NCBI's taxonomy places the organism in Eukaryota, Viridiplantae, Streptophyta, Magnoliopsida, Proteales, Proteaceae. The record is from RefSeq and is a predicted model, not a curated record. Gene Ontology annotation, cellular component: nucleosome. Bases 90 to 494 code for a protein of 134 amino acids. Gene Ontology annotation, molecular function: DNA binding; protein heterodimerization activity; structural constituent of chromatin.
CCAAAGCCAAGAAGAGCCCUCUUUCCCGUAUUUUCUCGUCUCCUCGGUUCCAUUUCUCCUCCAUCAGAGCGCGCGACCAGACCAGGCAAAUGGCGGGAAAAGGUGGGAAGGGACUUUUGGCGGGAAAGACCACUGCUGCCAACAAAGACAAGGACAAGAAGAAGCCAGUCUCCCGGUCCUCUCGAGCUGGUCUCCAGUUUCCAGUGGGCCGAAUUCAUCGUCAUCUGAAGUCAAGGAUUGCUGCCAAUGGUCGUGUUGGUGCCACAGCUGCAGUCUACUCUGCAGCCAUCCUUGAGUACUUAACAGCAGAGGUCCUAGAAUUGGCGGGAAAUGCAAGCAAGGAUCUUAAGGUUAAGCGUAUCACUCCAAGGCAUCUGCAACUCGCUAUCAGGGGGGAUGAGGAGCUUGACACACUGAUCAAGGGCACAAUUGCAGGUGGUGGUGUGAUUCCGCACAUCCACAAGUCUCUCAUUAACAAAUCCUCGAAGGAUUGAAAAUAUCUAGCUUAGGUUUCUUAACCCCAUCUUCUUGUAGGUUUCUUACUCCCACUUUUAUCCAUUAAACAUGGCAUUGGAUGUAAGUGUUUUGGUGGGCUUUCUUGGGCUCAGAUUAUUGUUAUUUUUAUGAUUUGUGUAGAAUUGAUUUGGUAGGAUUUGUCAGGGUUCUCAAUUUACUCUAAUUAUUGAUUUGCUGAUAGAUUCUCUAAUUUGAACCGGUAGCUUGUUUUAGAGCAGGGAAACUGAAAAGAUUGUUUGAUCAUUUUACUUUACCUUGUGUCCUGCCUU